Messenger RNA from Coregonus clupeaformis (lake whitefish), 2106 nucleotides. RefSeq lists its product as uncharacterized. NCBI's taxonomy places the organism in Eukaryota, Metazoa, Chordata, Actinopteri, Salmoniformes, Salmonidae. The record is from RefSeq and is a predicted model, not a curated record. The coding region runs from base 1 to 2106 and encodes 701 amino acids. The transcript has 10 exons.
AUGGAUUAUUCUGAGAAUAAGAGUGAUUUCCUGCUGGAUCUUUUCCGUCCAUUCUGGUCUGAUCACUCAAAGCUGAUCAAGUUCCUGGUGGAUCUCCUGUCUCAAGCAGCAGAGUGGGAGGAGCAGACAGGAGAGAAGACACUGAAGCUGGUAUCAUCAGUGUGGACUUACAGCACCUUUCCUUUUCCCAGUGGAGACAAUUCUGAACAUAGUGAUUUCCUGCUGGAUCUUUUCUAUCCAUUCUGGUCUGAUCACUCAAAGCUGAUCAAGUUCCUGGUGGAUCUCCUGUCUCAAGCAGCAGAGUGGGAGGAGCAGACAGGAGAGAAGACACUGAAGCUGGUAUCAUCAGUGUGGACUUACAGCACCUUUCCUUUUCUCAGUGGAGACAAUUCUGAACAGAGUGAUUUCCUGCUGGAUCUCUGUGAUGGUGACAGGUUCUUCCAGAGGGUGUGUGAGUCCGUCCCUGUGAGGUCCAGAGAGGAGGACCAGCAGUUGGCCUCUCUCCUCCAGGCCUUGGGCUCCACCCUGUCACUGGGAGGAGAGUUACCCAGGAAAACCUGCAGGUCUGUGGGGAGGGUCCUGGGUCUCUGUGCCUCCAGAGUGGACCUCACUCUUACCCCCAGCAAGAUCUCUCUCCAAGGAGCCUUACUUAUUUUGAGACAUGAGUCAAAGCUACACAAGCUCAGGCUGAAUGUGGGCAUGGCAGUGAAACUGUCCAGACUGGUUAGGAGGACAGGGAGAGGUGCUACUCCACUGACUGUCCCAGAGCUCUCCCUGGUCCAAAAGAGCAACCAGCCACCAGAGAGAGUGUUAUCCAGGGCUCUGAGUAGUGUGGCAUCCCUGCUGAGACUCUGGAGGGUUCAGUGUCUGGACCUAACUGACUUCUGGAUCCAGGGUCACUCUCUCAUCACACUGCUGUGUCACCAGGGACCUCUCUCUCUCAGACUGAACUCAGACACUCUGCAGCAGCUGACUGUAGUUGUGUAUGAAGCUCAGGACAAGGACUUGACUCAGUGGUUCCUGGAGAAGGUUGGUGGAGACCUGACCUCCUGCAGGCUGGACCUGGAAGUGCUUCUCUCUCUGCUGCAGCAUUCAACCCACAACAUCACUGUGGACCUCAGGAAGAACAGGCUCCUAGAGAAGAACAUCUCAGAUCUUCUCCCCUUUCUGGGAAGGGUUAUAUUCAAGAGGUCCAGUUCCAGCUUUGUAAAGUCCACCAUCAGACAGAUCUAUGACAGCAGAGCCAGUGACUGUGUGUCCAGUUUGUUGAGGUCUUCAGACCAUUGGAUCAACCUGAACAGCAGAGAGCUGGACAGAGUGGACUGUACUGCUCUGUGUUUUACCCUGCAGCACUGCCACCAAGUCAAAGUCAACCUGCUGUGGACCUCCAUACCACCGGGGGAGAUAGAGAGCAUCCUGCCUCUUCUGGACAGAGUCUCCCAACUCAGUGUUGACAGGAGGUUACUGCUGAGUGUCCUCCAGUGCUGUGCUGCCUCUCCGAUCCAGCAGGGGGCACCACCACCACCACCACCAACAGCAGUAUGGCUGCUCAGGUCUCUGCACUACAGGCUGGACUUCUCCUGCUCCUCCUCUGUGGACCUGUCAGCUCAGGACCAGGAGGAGGCUCUGUGUCUGACCACUGACCACUGCAGGGCCAUCCACUCUGUUCUGAAGCAGAACCAACACAGCACCCAGCUGGUCCAGAACCAGGUGCAGAUCAUCCUAAGAGACUGUGAGGUGGAGGACAGAGCACUGAGGGAGCUGCUUCCCCAUCCUGCAUAUUGUCAAGCUGAGCUGCUGGACCUUGUGUGUGAGGGGAUUGAAGAGGGGGUGCUGAGGCACGCAGAGUCCCUGUGCAGAGCCCUGGAUAGAGAGCUGGACCUCAGUGAGACCAGGCUGGACCAGAAGGCCUGUGGAUCUCUGGCCCUGGUUCUGGAACACUCAGAGGGGCUGUCAGAACUGGACCUCAGCCACUGUCAACUCACAGACCACCACCUACCGGCCCUGAUCACACACCUGCACAAAGUACAAGUCCUGGAACUCUUCAACAACAGAAUCCAGGACAGAAGACCCUUCCUGACAGACAAGAGGUUUGAGAUCUGGUGA